AUGGAAGAUAAUAAAAAGAAACGCGGUUUAAAUUACACAGCAUCUGAAAAGGAAUUGCUGUUAGAUAUAAUCAAGAGUUAUCAGCAUAUUAUAGAAAAUAAAGAAACAAAUGCGCAAAUGAUAAUUAAAAAGCGCGAAGCUUGGGAUUGUAUUUGUGAGAAAUAUAAUGCUGUUGCUAUGAGUGGCUGUAGGACAGUGACAUGGCAACAACUACGCCACCUCUAUGAAAAUCUCAAACAGAGGUCUAAGAAAAAUAUUGCCAAAGCCAAUCGUCUUCAGUUUUAUGAAAAAACUAGAGAAAUUCAAAAGAAGGCAUCUCUUGACAAGAAAGAAAUUAAUCGCACGGGUGGUGGAACCUACAAAAGCACUCUCACAGAGCAAGACCAACAGAUUUUAGCCAUGGCUGGUUGUCAAAUCAAACCAUUGUCUAACCCAUAUGAUGAUGCUGCAUUUUAUUUUGGUUAGUGUUUACUUCCUUGUAGUAAACUAUUA
This is a messenger RNA of Ostrinia furnacalis (Asian corn borer), 492 nucleotides long. RefSeq names its product fibrinogen silencer-binding protein-like. Lineage: Eukaryota; Metazoa; Arthropoda; Insecta; Lepidoptera; Crambidae. The record is from RefSeq and is a predicted model, not a curated record. The transcript is spliced from 5 exons. Bases 1 to 465 code for a protein of 154 amino acids.